AUGCAAAAAACAUACAUCCGGCUCUUCCUGUUAGCCCUACAGCUGCCCGAAAUCGCGACGGCAUGCCUUUUUCAUGCAGCCGGCGCUACUGAGGUUGAUGCUUACAAAACCAUCAAUAAUGAGCGUCGUUCCCUCCCUACCGAGGCCGAAAGGACAGCCAUCCAAGAUGUGCGUGUCUUUGAUGGCUCGAAGUUCAGUCUCCCGCAAACGGUUUGCUUGGAUGGUGGCUACAUCGUCAACUUGAACGGCUGUCACACUUCCUCGGAAAUGAUCAACGGAACGGGAAAAUUCCUCAUCCCAGGCCUCAUUGAGAGCCACACGCAUCUCAAUGACGUGCAGUCACUCGAAAGCAUCACUUCCUAUGGGGUGACUACUGUCCACCAGAUGAACUGCAGAAACACUACACGAUGUGACUCGAUGAAAAACCAACCCGGGCUUGCCUCCUUCUUCCGCGCUGGAAUGUCAGCUGUUGGCAGCGGUAGCAUGCACGAGAAGCAGGAUCCGACCCGGCCUAAGGAUACACUUAUAUACCCCGACACGAAUGUGACACAGUUUACCGAGUGGCAGUUCAGAAAUGGAAGUGACUUCCACAAGAUCACUGCGGAGGCCAACGGACCUUCGCUGGAGCAACAGAUCGAAAUGGUUCAGACCGCCCACUCCCAAUACCAAAGGCAGACCAUGACCCAUGCCUCUUCGAUAAUGGCAUACCAGCAAGCGGCAGGCUCGUUAACCGAUGGUAUUCAGCAUAUUCCCGAUGACGGUAUAUUGGAUGCUUCGACAAUUCGCAAGAUUAGGGAUCAAAAUCAGUUUGUCACGCCUACUCUAAAUGUGUUUGAAUAUGCCUAUAAGGACCCGGUCCUUCAGCUUUUCUUUGGUAUAGAGCCAGGAAGCAACCGUAGUCUGGAGAACGCAGAAACGAAUAGCCGUCUGUUGUACCAGGGCGGUGUUACCAUUGUUGCUGGCACCGAUGCAGUUGGCUCCAUGAGCGUGAACGGCACAGAAGCCACUGUUCCGUUUGGACUGACGCUUCACUAUGAGCUUCAAAAUUUCGUCAAUAUUGUUGGAAUGUCUCCUGCGGAGGCCAUCAACGCUGCUACUAGGGUUGCUGCGAAAUGGCAAAGGAUCCCCGACCGAGGUAGUAUAGAGGUGGGAAAGCGAGCUGAUUUGGUUAUGCUUAACUCCAACCCGCUUCUCAAUAUUAGCAAUACUCUGGACAUUGAAAAAUCUUGGGUGGCGGGUGUUGAGGUAUCUUAUAUUACAAAACUAUCAACCUAG
Molecule: messenger RNA, 1275 nt
Organism: Clonostachys solani
Lineage: Eukaryota; Fungi; Ascomycota; Sordariomycetes; Hypocreales; Bionectriaceae
Source: the annotation of a GenBank genome assembly